AGACCGCGUAAGUUAAAAUUUCGUCUGGAGAGAGAGGCGUUUUCUUGUACCCUCAAACCCUAACCUUUCCUCUUUUUCCUUCAAUUUCUACUUCCUCUUUCCCAAAAUACAGACAAACAGAGGCGCAAAUACAUAAAAUUACAAAAUGGCAGAGGCAGCUUUGAAUAUGAGCUUAGACGAUCUCAUCAAGAAGAAUAAAACCGGUACCGGAGGUAAACCUCGCGGCAGAGGUCGUGGGGGCGCCUCCGGUCCUGGUCCUGCUCGCCGAUUCCCCAAUCGUUCAGCUAACCGAGCUGCACCUUAUUCCACCGCCAAGGCUCCUGAGGCGGCGUGGAAUCAUGAUAUGUUCGCGGCGGCAGAUCAAGCUUUCCCCUUUGGACAAGCCGGUGUUGGUCAGGCGGCGUCUUCCAUAUCGACUGGGACAAAGCUCUACAUCUCCAAUCUUGAUUACGGCGUCUCCAAUGAGGAUAUCAAGGAGCUCUUCUCAGAAGCUGGUGACCUGAAACGCUAUGCUAUACAUUAUGAUAGGAGCGGGAGAUCGAAGGGAACGGCAGAGGUGGUCUUCUCGCGUAGACAAGAUGCACUAGCUGCCGUUAAGAGGUACAGCAACGUUCAGCUUGAUGGGAAGCCAAUGAAGAUUGAAAUUGUUGGGACCAACAUUGCCACUCCCACUGCCCCUGCUUUCAAUGGUGCUUUUGGUUUUGGAGACGCUAAUGGAGGUCCCAGAAGUGGUCAAGCAAGAGGUGGUGGCUUUGGGAGGUCACGGGGUGGUAGAGGACGCGGUCGCGGAUUUCGAGGAGGCAGCAGGGGACGGGGAAGAGGAGAUCGUGGAGAAAAGGUAUCUGCAGAAGAUCUAGAUGCUGAUCUGAUGAAGUAUCAUUCAGAAGCAAUGCAGACAAACUGAUGGGUCCGGUAGCAAUGUUUGCCUCUACAUCCAGUGCCUAGUGCAGCCAGACUUUCUGUACUUUAGUGUUCUUCUCUUUUCAAGUUGCAAGAAAGAAAGUACUUAUAGGAAGAUUUGAAUAUUUGCUGUAUGGGAAUUGAGCUUCUUCUUUAUUUGUUCCCUUGAUUUGGAUUUGUGCUUGGGUGGAGUGAUUUGUGUAUUCUACCAACUCUUUAGUUUAUUUAAGAGGUGGACGAUUAGAGUGGAAA
This is a messenger RNA of Nicotiana tabacum (common tobacco), 1152 nucleotides long. RefSeq names its product THO complex subunit 4A-like. Gene Ontology annotation, cellular component: nucleus. NCBI's taxonomy places the organism in Eukaryota, Viridiplantae, Streptophyta, Magnoliopsida, Solanales, Solanaceae. Gene Ontology annotation, biological process: mRNA export from nucleus. Gene Ontology annotation, molecular function: mRNA binding. The record is from RefSeq and is a predicted model, not a curated record.